CGCAACCUCCGUGGCAUUUUAAAAAUCUCUUAAUUUUUGCAAUAUCAUCUCAUCAUGGAAAGUCGACCAUUACUAUGACAAAUCCAGAACCCAAAAGAAGAAGAUGAAGCAGUUGUCUUGCGCCCUUAUCUUUGAUCCUCCUUCCGACAUCGCCUUCCGAGUCGCUGCUUUGUUACCGGUAAGAGAUGUUUGUGCGCUUGGAAGUUGCUCGAAGUUUUGGAGGGAACUUUGUGGAACGGAUCAACUAUGGAUUUCCAUGAUUAAACAGAGAUGGCCGUCUCUUCGUUUGUCUGACCACCCCUUCAAUUCUGAUGACUCAAUUUCUCAACCCCACUUUAGGGAUUUGAAGGGCUUUUACGUGAAAAGACACAAUGAGGUGGGAAGCAGAGUAGUGAAAUUUGUGGAGCAAUGGUCCUUCUCUGUUUCAGUGGAGGUUCAGGGUUAUUUGAAAGCAAUGAAAGAGCUGUGUUCAAUGCAGGUUGAUUUUAUGGAUGUGCAGAUGUUUCUGUUCAAGCAAGAGCUGAAUGUGUUUCUGAACUUGGUAGGACUGCACUAUUGUGUCAACUGGCUUGGAGUGCCGCUACAACAUGUUAUGGAUGCCCUGCAAGGCUCAGACAUAUCUGAGAGACAAGUAUCAAUAAAAUGGUGGAAAGUGGGGCGAUGGAGUAACGGGUUUCGUUUAAGAGAUGAGUCUCAUUAUCGUGUAGUCUCGUUGGCUGAUCUUGCUACAAAAAAACAAGAGGAUGUUCUUGGGGUUCUUUCCAGAGGUGCUGUCUAUGAGGUCAUACGCGUCCAGAUUUCUGUUGCAUCCCCAUUAUCUGUCCCUUGGACAUGCCACACCUCCCUUUUACCUCAACGUUAACCUUAGCUUUGCUUGUUCAUGGUUUAUGGCUUUUAUGUACAUAAUAUAUACAGUUUAGCAACAUGGAUGCUUGUAUGAGUUGUAUAUAUGUACAGAAAACUAUUGUACAGGACAUAUUUUUUUUUUUUUU
Messenger RNA from Spinacia oleracea (spinach), 992 nucleotides. RefSeq lists its product as uncharacterized. Gene Ontology annotation, cellular component: SCF ubiquitin ligase complex. The transcript has 4 exons. Gene Ontology annotation, biological process: SCF-dependent proteasomal ubiquitin-dependent protein catabolic process; protein polyubiquitination. Bases 104 to 862 code for a protein of 252 amino acids. The record is from RefSeq and is a predicted model, not a curated record. Lineage: Eukaryota; Viridiplantae; Streptophyta; Magnoliopsida; Caryophyllales; Amaranthaceae. Gene Ontology annotation, molecular function: protein binding.